Ostreococcus lucimarinus CCE9901 is the source of this 4641-nucleotide messenger RNA. RefSeq lists its product with no specific name. The transcript has a single exon. The coding region runs from base 1 to 4641 and encodes 1546 amino acids. Lineage: Eukaryota; Viridiplantae; Chlorophyta; Mamiellophyceae; Mamiellales; Bathycoccaceae. Gene Ontology annotation, molecular function: protein binding. The record is from RefSeq and is a predicted model, not a curated record.
AUGCGGGCGGUGGGCGAGGCGCUGCGCGAGUGCCCGUGUACCGAGAAAGACUGGGAGAGCGUGGGGGCGAUGGAGAGUGCGCAAGGCGAAGGCGAAAGUGAUGCGUGGGAAAGCGAGAAGAUUUGGCUUCAUAAGAUGUCACGCAUCGCGUUCUACGACUCGCAACCGCUGAGCGAGACGAACGCGUGGCCGUUCGCUUCGAGAACGAAGAAGGACGCUACAAAGUCGACGGUGGCGCUCUUCAAGGCGAGCGUCUCGGCUUUCAUCGCAGCGAAAAAUACGCAGCGACUUGCGGAAGUGGACUGGAAAUUACAAGAAAAUAAAUUAAUCAACAGUUGGAAAGAAUUGCUUAUGACCCACACGCCUCGUCCGGGAGGCUUGGCAGACGUGUCGUGCGAGUUCAACGUGCACGUCACAGCGCUCGAGCAAGAGUUGGCGAAGAGACAAAAUGAAGGUGAUAAAUCGGAUGAAUUUGGACGGCGCAUCAAACACAUCAAAAUCAUGAUACAGGUGUUGCAAAGCAUAAAGGCGAGCUUCCAGUACUGCGCCACGGCGCUUUAUGACACCGUGUUCGCGCCUCUGAGAGCUUUUUCUUCGGCGUCCAUUACGAGUGAAAAUUUCGAAUCCGGCGUGGAGUUCGUCUCAUGGGCCAGUCGCUCGGUGAUGAUCGCAUCCGAACUGUGCCAAACGAAAGAUUCAUAUCACGUUCGAAUGACGCGAUACACCAAACACGAGUUUUUGAAUUGGUCACGAAAACUUUUGGACUUCUUCUACCACCACCUAUCGUCCGUGAGAGGUUCGCACAUUGUCGAAACACUCGGGUCAGGUAGUGAUUGUGCAGAAUUAAUGCAGCUCAUCAAGUGCUUACCCACCAUGCGUCUGACGCUACCGUGCAAAGGGACUAGCCGGCGUGCCACCUAUCUUUCGGACACAAGAUUUUCGGACAAAUUUCAACGAAAGCUGACACGAUUCGCUCUCACGGUGAUCGGUGCUGCAAAGUCUCAACUUUCGCAGCACACACAAACGCACAAAUUAGGCAAAUUUCUGUUCCCGGAGUGGAUCGAGCAUCUCGUCGAUACCAUCGAGCACAAUAAGAGUUACACAGUGAAAGAGCUAGCCCGGGAGAUUCUUCUCUCGUUGGAUAUUGCCAACUUGCUCGCAACUCGUGUAGAAGUGCUCAGCGUAAAAUCUCUCAUAAAAUUGUCUGACGAUGAAUUGUCUGUCGACGACGAAUUGUCUGUCGACUACGAUGACGACGUAAAAGAGCUCAAAGAGUUGUUAUCAUGGCUUCGCUCAAUAUUAAGCGUGCAUCCAUCCAAGUUGAGGAACGUGGCUGACUUGGCGAAGGACUUGAUUUCCGUCUUUGGAUUCUGUCGCCUCCGACGCGAAACACAUGGUGACAAAGUUCAAAAAAGUGGGCAUGAUCAUAGUUUAGAGUCGGACAUAUGCAGUAUCUUUGCGUGCCUCGCCGUCAGUCGCGAUCACGACCUUGACGAUGAAGAGAAGCUCAAAUCUUGUCCGUGUGAGAUGGUCAAGUUGAGAUCUGAAGACGCGAGAAAAAUGAUUCAGCAAUUGGUGAUGCAUGAAGAUCAUCUCGACGAUGUCGAGGCGGUGAUUUUGAAUAUGCUAACGCUGGAUCGAACGAGCAUGUCAGCGAGCGAUACAACCAUCCCUUCCGCUUUGGCCGCGCUGACUAUGUUGGUCCGAAAAAAUUGUGUCCUCAGGGAGCGAUUUUUCAAAUCGGGCGACACCACCAACACGUUGUUGGAGAUUCUUGAGUGCAAGAAUGCGAACGUAGCGCGCAUCACCAGCGCUUGCAUUCUGUCAUUCGAAGAGCAUCAUCGGCUCGUGACUAGUUUGUACAAACCGAACGUGAUCACCGAUAAAAAAGGCGAGCAAGUGACUGAAAUAUCUGGUUGGGACGUUGACACGAUUCGUCAGUCGCUCAGAGCCAUCUCUGCGCUCGUCAAAGACUCUACCGUGUCUUCAAUCGGUUUCGAUAGCGCCAUUUUGGAAGUCAUCUGCACUGAUAGGCGAAUGCUUGUUCUUACGAACAAGAUCAAGGCGACGAUAGAAAAGAAGAUUAACAAGAGUAUGGAUUAUCCCAACUCCCGGCUCUGCUUCCCAGAAGCUCUGCUUGAAGAAUGGGUGUUCGAUCUACUCUGCAUGAGAAGCGAUCUUCUCACUCAAAUGGCCACUGCGGUCACAAACGGCGGCGGUGACCCGUGGAAAAACUUCAAGCCUAAACAUGAAGAGUUCGCGAGUUUCAUCAGUCGUGAGUUUGAAGUCGCGAACACCGACGCGACGAUACCACCGGAGGCGCACGCAGAAUGGUUUCAAGAGGUCGUGACAUUGGUGACAACUGUGCAAGAAAAACUCAAGAAAGACGAGGAAAUCUCCGACGUCUGCAGUAUUUUGAUGGAUGGAGACACCGAUGGUCCAUCUUCCCGUGUUGGUAUCGUAGUCCCCAUCUUAACUCUGUUACACAAAUGUCGCAUCUUGCAGGAGCACAAUUUGAUUUCCGAGCUAGAAGUCGAGGGCAUCAGCGAUAUUGAAAAAGAAGCGUGUUACGUCAUCGGCUUAUUAGCGAGUAAGCAAGGAAUUCAAGAUCGUAUCGCAAGCUCUUUCCUUAUCGAAGGCAAGAACGGAAUCGAGCAAUUAAUUCCGCUCUUGCAACGAUACCAACCCAGUGCGAAAAACGCCGCGAAUGCCAGUGUUGCGAGACGCGCAUCGGAUGCAAUCACAAACUUAGCACACGAGAACAGUCGCAUUAAAACGAUGGUUCGAAAUGCGAAUGGCAUCCCUCCUCUGGUCAAUCUAUUGGAAUCGCAAGAGAAAAAAGUCCAGAAGGCUGCCGCUAGUGCGCUCAGAACUCUGGCUUUCAAAAAUGGUGAAAAUAAAAACCAAAUUGUCGAGUGUGGCGCACUUCCGAAGCUCAUUUUCAUGGCUCGUUCAGAGGACGUAAUGAUUCACAAAGAAGCAAUUGGUGUGAUUGGAAACUUGGUUCACUCUUCGCCGCACAUCAAACGACGCGCCCUCGACGAAGGAGCGCUGCAACCCGUGAUUGAAUUGCUCAAGUCUCAGUGUUCCGAAACGCAGCGUGAGGCGGCGUUAUUGCUUGGUCAGUUUGCCGCGCGCCUUGAGCCUGCAGCGCCGGGUGAUCCAGACUAUCGGACAAAAAUAGUCCAGCGUGGAGCUGUAGAGCCGUUGAUUAAAAUGCUCGGCGGUCAAUUUGUCUAUCGUGAACCUGGUCUUCGAGAGAUGGCAGCCUUUGCCCUCGGUCGACUUGCGCAACACGGGGAUAAUCAAGUCGGAAUCUGCCAUUCGGAUGGAUUACGGCCGUUGUUGACGUUACUCGAAUCAGAGAUAGAAGAUAUCGCCGAAGGACUUCGUCAUCAUAGCGCUUCCGGGAAGUCUGAUCACGAGAUCGAUCUAGACGCCAAGCGCUUUGCUGAAAAUUUGCAGCACAACGCUGCGUUUGCACUCUAUGGCCUAGCCGCGCAUCAAGACAACGUGCCAAAGAUGCUCAAAGAGAACGCCUUCAUGCGGUUGAAAUUUUCUCAUCUCAUCGCCGAACAGAGCAAACAAUGUGUGAAUAAAACGUUAAAGCGGCUCGAGGACGGAGUCAGCCGCAGAGAUGUCUUGACUUAUCUCGGUUUCGUCAUAAGCACUGGCAAGCCAGUCGAACGUCAAAGAGUAACGCUCGCUCUGGCUUGGCUAAUCAGGAAAGAAAACCAAGACUAUCUGAAAGACAUGCGCGCGGUUUUCAUAGACAAAGGUGGUCUUGACGUCCUUUCUGGCGCUUUACUUGAUACGCCGGCGGAGCCCAUAGACUUUUCUGGGCAUACGAGUGGUCUCGCCGGUGGCAAACGCAUUGUAAACGUGAUAAUGGAGGCUCUGAGAGAGAUUAAGGACAAGCUGGUGUCACAGGUUGUGGUGGAAUCUCACAUGAUGCCGCCACCCUCGACGCCAACGGCCGAGGAGCAUAUGCCAGCGAACUUCAAUGACCCCGAGCUUUCAGACGUGACGUUUAUUGCUCGGGAUGAUGAAGGUGAAAAGCGAGAGUUCAAUGCGCAUAGAAUCGCUUUUACGCACGCCUCUGAUGCGUUCUUAUCAACGCUCGAAGCGGGUAAAGCUGAUGUCGACGUUUAUCCCGCCACAUACAAGGUUGACCUCGAAGACGUUUGUUGGAACGUGCUUGAGGCGAUGAUGGAUUUCAUUUACACGGGCACUGUCGGACCGAUGUCCAGCCUCCGAGACCAGGCGUUUCUCCAGCAUAGAUGCGAGGACGUACUCUCCGCCACGACACGCUUCGACCUUCCCGGGCUCAAGUAUUUGACCGAAAAACUUUUCAUCGAUAACGUGAAAAUGGAUACUUUCACAUUCGCGAGAACGUGUGCAUUGUAUCGCGCCGCCGUGGAGCACGACGCCGUGGCGAUCCAGGACCACGUGCUGGGCUAUGUUCUCGACAACUACGACAAACCUUGGAUUGACGACGAUGUCACGAUGAAUUGUCUCACUUCAUACAAAGCGCGCGUGAAAGACAUCGUCGAAUGCUUCGGGAAAGGCUUGGUGAAAUACCUUGACAAACUGUUGCGCCGAGAGCGCGUCGCCGUCGUCGCGGACGCGCAAGACGAAUGA